Messenger RNA from Penicillium cataractarum, 1038 nucleotides. Its product is annotated as proline racemase family protein. Gene Ontology annotation, molecular function: 4-hydroxyproline epimerase activity. The record is from RefSeq and is a predicted model, not a curated record. Lineage: Eukaryota; Fungi; Ascomycota; Eurotiomycetes; Eurotiales; Aspergillaceae. The transcript has a single exon. Bases 1 to 1038 code for a protein of 345 amino acids.
AUGAAAAUUCAAAGGUCCAUCAACGUUGUCGGCUGUCAUUGCGCUGGCGAAGUUUGCGAUGUAAUCGUCGGGGGCGUUUUGAACCCCUCGGGAUGCAAUACCAUGUAUGAGAAGCUUAUUCAUUUUCGAGACAAAGAGGAUCAUAUACGUCAGCUUCUCAUGCAAGAGCCUCGUGGACGUCCCGCGAUGUGUGUGAACCUUGUUCUCCCACCUUGCGACCCCAAAGCCGACGCCGGAUUUCUGAUUAUGGAAAGCGACGAAUACCCACCAAUGUCUGGAGGCAACACUAUCGCUACAACAACAGUGCUUCUUGAGACAGGAAUGGUGAAAAUGACUGAGCCUGUUACAAAUUUGGUUUUGGACACACCAGCAGGCCUAGUUCAUGUUACCGCCGAAUGCGAGGAUGGAAAGUGCAAGGCCGUCGCAUUUGACAACGUUCCAUCGUUCGUUUUCGCCCUGGAUUACAAGGUCGACGUGCCCGGACUGGGAACGAUCUCUGUCGAUAUAGCAUGGGGAGGGAUGAUCUAUGCAAUUGUAGACGUGACCUCUCUUGGGCUUCGCAUCAAUAACCAAAAUGGCCCGAAGCUAAUCGAAUACGGAGAGAGAAUCAAAUAUGCACUCCAGCAGGCCUCGUUUAUCCCCGUUCAUCCGGAAACCCCGAGCAUCAAGGGUGUCAGUAUACUCGAAUUCACGGAGCCUCUCCAGCACGAUACGAUGGAGGCAUUGAAUACCGUUGUGGUUUCUCCUGGGCGGUUUGAUCGAUGCCCAUGUGGCACAGGGAGCUGUGCAAGAAUGGCCGUCCUCCAUGCUCGUGGUCAGCUCAAGGUUGGCGAGAAGUUUACGCAUCGCAGUAUUAUUGGGAGCACGUUUGAGUGCCAUAUCCGUGGAACACAGAGGCUGGGAGGAUAUGACGCUGUUCUGCCAACUGUCAAGGGAAGUGCUUGGAUAAAUUCAUUCAAACAGAUGGUGUUGGAUGCAAACGAUCCUUGGCCAGUCGGCUUCAGAGUUGGUGAUCAAUGGCAUGUAAGACAGCUAUAA